AUGGGUUCUCUCGCGAAUGACCAAAACGGGGUCAUCCCUUACCAGGGCCUGCCGUAUUUCACACCAGCCAACAAUGGCGGGGCAGCAAUCAAGCCAGAAAGCCCGGCAACGCCAACUCUAUUCCGCCCACUCCAAAUUCGCCAGUUAGCGCUGAAAAACCGAAUCAUCGUCGCUCCCAUGUGCAUGUACUCGUGCCAAUCAGACCCAUCCUCGCCUUCUGUCGGAGCCUUGACGGACUAUCACGUUGCUCAUCUCGGUCACCUCGCUCUAAAGGGCGUAGGCCUGGUCAUUGUCGAGGCAACUGCUGUCCAGGCGAAUGGUCGUAUCUCACCCAACGAUUCGGGCCUUUGGCAAGAGGGCACAGAGUCGGAGCAAUUCAAGGGGCUUAAGCGUGUCGUUGACUUUGUUCAUAGUCAAGGUGCUAAGAUUGCGGUUCAGUUGGCUCAUGCGGGUCGCAAGGCGAGCAGCAUGCCGCCAUGGGUUGCCCAGGAGGCUGGGAAACGGAGUCUUCGAGCUGAUCAGACCGUCGGUGGCUGGCCGCAUGAUGUUGUCGGGCCAUCCGGUGGUGAUGAACAGAUCUGGGCACCCGGUGAUGGUUUCUGGGCUCCUCGAGAGCUGAGUACUGCAGAAGUGGAGGAUGUGGUGAAGGCAUUUGCUAAGAGUGCCGAGUUGGCUGUGAAAGCAGGUGUUGAUACGCUCGAAAUCCACGGCGCACAUGGCUAUCUGGUCAACCAAUUCCUGAGCCCGGUGACCAACAAGCGCACGGACAAAUACGGCGGCACAUUCGAGAACCGGACGAGGAUCCUUCGUGAGAUUUCGGCUGCUAUCCGUGCUGUUAUUCCGGAGGACAUGCCUUUAUUCCUGCGCAUCAGUGCGACGGAGUGGCUUGAGGACAAAUUCUCUGAAUCCUGGACCUUGGAGUCGUCUAUCAAGCUUGCUAAGAUUCUUCCAGAGAUUGGCAUUGACUUCCUCGAUGUCAGCUCUGGGGGUAAUCAUAAAGAUCAGGUACUCGAACCUCACACCAACUACCAGAUCGAUCUUGCGAGCCGCAUCCGGAAAGAAAUCCGGCAAUCCGGACAAAAGACCUUGAUUGGAGCAGUUGGAUUGAUCACGGAGGCAACUGCCGCAAGCCAGAUUGUGCAAGGGUCUGAUAUCGACGAGGCACAUACCGCUGAAUCGAUGGUCGCAGGAUCGGACGCCCAAGCUGAUGCUGUUCUAUUGGCUCGCCAGUUCCUUCGUGAAGCAGACUGGGUGUAUCGCGCGGCAAAGAGUUUGGGGGUCCCAAUCACUACCCCCAAGCAGCUGGGCCGAGCCGUCUGA
This is a messenger RNA of Penicillium brasilianum, 1320 nucleotides long. Lineage: Eukaryota; Fungi; Ascomycota; Eurotiomycetes; Eurotiales; Aspergillaceae. The record is from the annotation of a GenBank genome assembly.